AUGGUAACUAAAAUGCCAGAAGGAGAAACAGAGCCAGUAUCACUUGUGACAAUCAAAGAGCCAGUUGAUUUAAUUCGUCUUAGUGUAGAUGAAAGAAUCUAUGUUAAGAUGCGCCAUGACCGAGAAUUACGUGGUCGGCUUCAUGCUUUUGAUCAGCAUUUAAACAUGGUGUUAGGAGAAGCUGAAGAGACUAUUACUACAAUUGAAGUUGAUGAAGAAACAUUUGAAGAAGUAUAUAAGACUACUAAACGUACUAUACCUAUGUUGUUUGUUAGAGGAGAUGGUGUUAUACUUGUAUCUCCUCCUUCUACUACAUCAUAA
Molecule: messenger RNA, 321 nt
Organism: Macrosiphum euphorbiae (potato aphid)
Lineage: Eukaryota; Metazoa; Arthropoda; Insecta; Hemiptera; Aphididae
Source: the annotation of a GenBank genome assembly